Molecule: messenger RNA, 169 nt
Organism: Racocetra fulgida
Lineage: Eukaryota; Fungi; Glomeromycota; Glomeromycetes; Diversisporales; Gigasporaceae
Source: the annotation of a GenBank genome assembly
CGUAUUUUUCUCAUAGAAUAUGAAAAGUAUAAAAAAGAAAAGCAUCAAAAUGUAUUUUUUGAUUUGUUCAAAACUCCACAUGAAGUUUUUGAAAGUUUGCCAGAUAUGAAAAUUAUUAAUGAUAUAUUAAAAGAAAAUGAUCUGGACUCGUCAUUAGCAGCAUUGCCUU